AUGACACAAAGACUCGCUCAAUUUUUCAGCAACAUAUUUCUUUCAAAAUCUCACUCCACGUUUUUACUUCAAGCACUGUUCAACCAUAUAGUUAUGCCAGCUGAACCUACUAAAUUAGAUAUUAUUGAUUCAAAAAUAUCACCCGAAGUACGUGCUGCUUACAACUCAAAAGUUGCUCAGUUUCAACGUGACUCCAAGUCGUAUUGGCAAUUUUCCAUCGUACCCAACAAGUUUGUCCAAUCACUUGACGAGACUGAUGACACCAAAUUCAACUACCUUGAUCAACACUUUGGUAAAAUUGGUGAAUGGGAUGACUUGGUUGAGGAACUUCACCAAUUGAACAAACAAGCUGAUAAAGAUACUCAAUACAAAAUCUUAUUUCUAGCUCGUCAUUACACUGGAUACCAUAACAUUGCCCAUGCUAAAUACGGAGAUGAUGCGUGGAAUAACCAUUGGUCGAAAUUAAAUGGCGAUGAUGAAUAUACAUGGGGUCCUGAUGCUGAAUUGAUACCAGAGCUGAUCGAAUUAGCUAAAAAGAAUAGUAAGUUGGUGGCUAAAGAGUUGGAAAAUAAUCGCCAUCAAAAUAAAUCAUUGAUUACGCCACAAAAAAUGUACGUGUCACCAUUAAGACGAUCAAUUGAUACGUUGUAUUACACGUGGGACCCUAUUGUCGAUUUACAUCAUAUUCAACCAUACAUUCAAGAAAACUGGCGUGAGACUACUGGUGUACACACUUGCGACAAACGUUCGACAAGAUCAAUAAUUGUCGACAAGUACGAAAAAUUGGGUUUUGUAAUAGAACCAGGCUUUACAGAAGAGGAUGAAUUGUAUCAAGAUAAUUACCGAGAACUGUUUGAUGAACAAGCAGCAAGAAUGAAUGUCGCUUUGCAACAAUUGUUUACGGAAAAUCAUGGUAAUGGAGUUGAUAUCGUUGGGAUCACUAGUCACUCUGGUAGUAUAAAGACUCAAUUGUUGGUGUUGGGACAUAGACCAUUUGCCGUACAAACUGGAGGUAUGAUUCCCGUAUUUGUAAGAGCUGUUAAGAAAAAGGGGGGACUUUCGGGUGGAGAAGCUGGAAGCAGUUGUAAGAUAUUGUAA
Molecule: messenger RNA, 1098 nt
Organism: Lodderomyces orthopsilosis Co 90-125
Lineage: Eukaryota; Fungi; Ascomycota; Pichiomycetes; Serinales; Debaryomycetaceae
Product: putative phosphomutase
Exons: 1
Coding region: 1-1098 (365 amino acids)
Cellular component (GO): cytoplasm
Molecular function (GO): phosphatase activity
Source: RefSeq, a predicted model, not a curated record